This is a messenger RNA of Drosophila takahashii, 4044 nucleotides long. RefSeq names its product taranis (gene tara). Gene Ontology annotation, cellular component: nucleus. Gene Ontology annotation, molecular function: transcription regulator activity. NCBI's taxonomy places the organism in Eukaryota, Metazoa, Arthropoda, Insecta, Diptera, Drosophilidae. The record is from RefSeq and is a predicted model, not a curated record.
CCGAGCGUUUUAUUUGUGAUUUUAGCACGGCGCUGCGAGGUCCACGUCGCUCAUUCGCUCCGUGCCCGCUAGACAGCUCCAAUUCGAAAACGACGUAAACGUUGUUCAGCCCCGUUCGUUCGCCAAGCGCGCGUAAUUCAAAGUUAUCAAUACUCGAAACACUGUUAUUCCGGAUCGGUCAAAAGUGCAGAAAGCAUCGCUUGAAAGUGCAUGAAAAUAUCUUGAAAUCAACUGGAAAAUAUUAUAUUCGAAAUAGUGAACAAAACAAGAGUUCGAUCUGCCAUGUCGUCCAAGUUCUGUGAUGCCGCUCUGGGUCGCUCCUACGCCUGCUCGUCCCGCUUCCCUUCGGGACACCUGCUGGCCGCCCUCUGAUCCGCCCAGGACCACGCCCACUGACUGACAGGGAUCGUACCGCCCUGAACACACAAAAACUCCAAAGCGUUACCUUUUUUUUCGUUUUCCAUCUAUUUGGAUAUAAACGUUGUGAAACUGAGAACGGCCCAGCCGAAAAUGUGCACUGAGGUGAAUUCCGCGAUGGGUCUUCAAGCAACAGCCGCCACCAAGCGGAAGCAUGAGCUGACCUUCGAUAGCAAGGAUGCCAACACCACCUACACGGGCAACUGUGCCCCGCCCCCCAUCAAGGCCAACAAGUGGGCCAUUAGCAACAACAACUACCUGGAAUCGCUCGAGGAGCAGCAGCAGCAAUCGCAGCAGCAGCAGCAAUCGGAGCCAGCUGUCGAGUCCAACAACAACCAUAUUGUGCUGGAGUCAUCCACCAUGGAUUUGGAUGCGAUGAAGCCCACAACGGAGCCAAGUAUUAGCAAUGGUCAUGAAGUUACUACCGCAGCGGUGGUUGCCUCGCUGAAGAGUCAAGCGGAGGUGCCACUGCCGCCGACGGCGAGUGCGGCGAUACCGGAGGAUAGUAUCGCCCGGCUGGAGGUGGUCACCUCGGCCGUUCCCUGUGAGCCCUGGACAACUGCGGGUUCAGCGACUCCCUCCACACCCUCGGUGGUGUCCGCUGAACCCGUGGACUGCAUCUCCAAGCUGCAAGCGGUGGCGGUGCCCAGUGAUCCUUGGGGCUGCAUUGCCACCCGCUCCACGCUAGCCACCACUCUGCUGAGUGCCGAUGAGCUGGACGACGAUGAUGAUGACUUCGAGGACGACUACGAGGAGGAGGAGAGCAUCAUACCCACCUACUGUCCCAUGCGCUAUCAUCCCUUUGUGUCGCAUCCGCACAACCAUCCGCUGGUGCCGCAUCCCCACCAGCAGCAGCAACAGCAACAGCAGCAGCAACUCUCCCAGCAGCAACCACAUCCCCAGCAGCAGCAGCAGCAACUCGCUCAGCAGCAGCAGAGGAGCUAUGCCCCUGGAUAUGGCAGCAGGCAGCCCAACUACUACUCGGAGCCAUUCCCCCAGCAGAAUUGCUCGCGAACCGGAGGACCGCAGCACAUGACGCAGCAAUCUCCGCCAGCGCCGCAGCAGGCGAGGGGUUUUGCUCCUCCUCAAUGGGCGACGUCCAACGGAAGUGCCGCGAAUCCCGCAGUGGGAGGAGCCCAGCAGUUCUACGAGGCCACCAACGGAGGAGGAGGAGCCUAUGCCCCACCAGCGGCGCCUCAACAAACCAUUCGCUGUGCGGAGAAUGGCAAAUCCUAUCUGGAUCUGGGUUGCAGUAGUGGUGCAGCAUCCGCUGGAGGUGGCUCCCCCAUUAGUCCGCCACCCUCCUCGCCGCCCGUCGUUCCCUUCGCCGGUUUGCCACUGCAUGGCCUGCCCCUCAAGCGCUGCUGUGAUGGACGCCCCGGUGGCUGGUGCAGUGCCAACCGGAGCUGCUACAAGGACACCCGGCUGAAGAUACGCAAUCUGUCCAUGUUUAAGCUCUCCCGUUUUAGGCAGGUUUCGGAGCAGUCGCUCUACCGCUCGGUGCUCAUUUGCAAUACCCUGAAGCGCAUCGAUCGCGAGAUCGAGGCGGAGGCCAAGGAGCUGCACCAGGCGGCGCAGCAGCAUCACCAGCAGGCGGCGGCGGCAGCAGCAGCAGCGGCAGCGGCGGCGGCACAAGCGGCGCAAUACCAUCCAGCCUAUCAGCAAUCUCCGCCAGCGCCACUGCAUCCGCAUCCCCAGCAGCAGCAGCAGCAGCAGUUGGACUAUGCGCCUGUGCUGAACUGUGCCCGCUUGGCCAACAUGGAUCACUACCAGCAACUGAGUUUCCAGCCACAACAGCAGCAGCAGCAGCAGCAGCAGUACCACGAGCGACUGGAGAGCCAGCCUACAGCAGCCUACAGGGGAGUGGGCUUUGCCACGCAGCAGCCCAGCAACUGUGAUACUUCGAGCAGCAAUACCAGCGGCAACAGCAGCAACAACUCCGCGGCGACAGCAGCAACAACGGCGAGCGGCAGCAGCAGUUUGCAUCCCUACGAUCACUAUCCCUUUCGGGAGUCGCAGUCGGGUCGUGCCACGCCCUUUCCCGCCUGCCCCACCACCACAGCAGCAGCAGCAGCGGCAGCUUCUUCGGCAGCAGCAGCAGCAGCAACAACCAGCAACAGUUCCCCCGCCAGCAGCAGUAGCAGUAUAAACACCACUGCUUCAACGGUGAUGAGCAGCAGUAGUAGUAGUGGUAACUCAUCGAGCACCGCAGCUACCCCUCCAAUUGCCCCAAGUGGCAGCAACAACUGCGAUACCAGCGACUCCGGCUAUGCGGACGACGACUCCACCCGUUCGAUCAACUGGAGUUCGGUGCUCAGCCUGAGUUCGCAAUCGGCGCUGGAUCCGCUGAACAACAAUGAUCUAUUUAGCAUAUUACCAGCGGCGGCAACACCUACAGCUGUGCCCGUUUCAGUGCCAGCAGCGGCCAGCAGUUCCAGUUCAUCCUCGAGCUCAACGCUGGCCUUCAGCGGCAGCUUCACCACCGUUCAGGCAAGCAGCGGGAGUAGUAGUUCCUGUGGCAGCAGCAGCAGCUCCACCACCGCCACCUUUACCACCCUCUCGACCAUCUCCUCGGCCACCCACUCGCUGACCUCGUCGUAUGUGAGCAGCAUUAGCUCGAAUGUUUCGGCGGCGGCGAAUACCUGGGAGUACGGAUUCCUGGACAUGGAGUUCGGCUUGGGUUCGGAGUUCACCGAGCUAGUGCCCAGCUGUAAGCUCAGCUCGGAGGAUCUGUUCAAGAGCGGUCUGGGUGGCCAGGUGGUGGCCGCCUCCCGGCUCCAUGACAACGAGCUGGAGCAGCCCGCCCACAUCAUGGUCGGCAGUUAGUAUCAGUUGUAGAGGACGACGACGAGGACGACGUGCUGGUCGCGUCGCCUGCUGGCGCCCACUAGCAAUUCCAAGCAGUAUUGAAAUGAAAACGAUGUUACGGGGAAGGGAAUUUAACGGACGGGGGGGUUCUUAAAUGCUAAAUAUGCUCAGGUUGUGAACGUGCAUGAAUAUAUUUUAUAUCCCAAAAAACCAACUCCCCCCCUCUUAAAGUCCCUUUCCUCACAUCACAAGCAAUCGGAGGACACAGAAAUUAUAAAAUUGCAAUCUAUAAACAAGAAAUUCGUAACUAAGUGAGAGAAUCGAUGAAAGAACAAUGAUUAUGACAAAUGAGCAAGCAAAACUAUUAGCAAAUUUUUGAUAAGUGUAAAUAUUGUUAGUCUUAAGGCAGAGCAGCGAACAUCUAGCCAAGUAAGUUUGAAACGGAAGCAAAAACAAAAAAUUCUAUAUAUUAGCGUAACUUUAGCUUUGUUAGUUGCAAUUGUUGCAGUUUUUCGAUUCAACAAACACACGAGAUCAAGCAGAAAACAACAACAACAACAGCGUCAGAAUGAACAACAAAAGGCCGUUCAAACUAAACACAGAACACCAGAGAUCAAUUAACAAAAUUUACGUUUUGGCCUAAAGACGAUGAUGCAGCAUUCGGCAGCAAGACAAAAUUGAGAUGAGAAAUCGAAAAACGUUUACUAUAUUACUAGCCAUAAGUAUUAUUAUUUAUAUACAAAAACCGCAGAAAACAACAAACAAACAAAAGAACAACUUAAAACAAAGUUUUAUAAAAGAAAAAACAAAGAAAAAACC